AUGACUGCUACACCUAAGACUGCAGAAGCUACAACAGCAGCACCUACAACUGGUGCGCCUACAACUGCAUCUCCUAUGACUGCUGGACCUACAACUGAUGCCCCUACAACUGCAGCAUCUACAACGGCUGCACCUACAACUGUUGCCCUGACAACUGCUUCCCCAACAACUGCUGCUGCUACAACCGCUGCAGCUCCUACUGACGCCCCAACAACUGCUGCACCUACAACUGCUGCCCCUACAACAAUAGCACCCACAACUGCUGUACCUACGACUGUUGCCCCAACAACUGCAGCACCUACAACUGCUGAGCCUACAACUGCUGAGCCUACAACUGCUGCACCUACAACUACUGCUGCUACAACCGUUCUAGCUACUACUGACGCCCCAACAACUGCUGCACCUACAACUGCUGUAACAUACAACUGUUGCCCUGACAAAAGCAGCACCUACAACUGCAGAGGCUACAACUGCUGUGGCUACAACCGCUGCUGCUACUACUGUUGCUCCUACAACUGCUGCUCCAACAACUGCUGCACCUACAACUGCUGUGCCUACAACUGCAUCGCAUACAACUGCUGCACCCACGACUGCUGCAAUUACCACUGCAUCGCGUACAACUGCUGCAACUACCAAUGCUGCUCCAACAACUGCAGCGCCUACCACUGCUUCUCCUACAACUGCAGCACCUACAACUGCUGUGGCUACAACUACAGCACCUACAACUGA
Trematomus bernacchii (emerald rockcod) is the source of this 729-nucleotide messenger RNA. Its product is annotated as salivary glue protein Sgs-3-like. The coding region runs from base 1 to 729 and encodes 242 amino acids. Lineage: Eukaryota; Metazoa; Chordata; Actinopteri; Perciformes; Nototheniidae. The record is from RefSeq and is a predicted model, not a curated record. The transcript is spliced from 2 exons.